Thlaspi arvense is the source of this 1719-nucleotide messenger RNA. The record is from the annotation of a GenBank genome assembly. Lineage: Eukaryota; Viridiplantae; Streptophyta; Magnoliopsida; Brassicales; Brassicaceae.
AUGAAGACCAGCGAUUUGCCAUCGGAAUCAUCUGAUGCUUGUUUGCUCCUGUCGCUUCCAGAAGAUGUAUUAGCUCUAAUCUCCCGAUUUCUUUCUCCGAUUGACAUUUGCAAUCUAAGCCUAUGCUGCAAAAGCCUCUGUAGCCUUGUGGAUUCAGAAAGGAUCUGGAUUGUACAGUGUGAAGUAGUAAAGGUCCUUCCUUUACUUGAAAUAGUCCAAUGGCGAAUCGGGAUCUCUUCUUACAAGGCGCUUUGUAGGUUUCUUGCCGAGGUAAUGAAGCCUCUUGUUGGGGUUUGGGUUCACCAAAACCCUGAACUUGGGAACGUUGUUCAUGUCAUGCCUGGUUUCUUGUCCCUUGUCGCUUGCCGGAUAAUCCCACAAGAGGUUGGUCCUUUAGGGAUUCAAGAAGGUCGGGUCAUGUGGUCGCCGGUGUUUGAGAUAAUCUGCGGUUUCGAUGGCUCCGCCGCGUUUUUCCUCCAUGGGAGAGACGGAGAAUGCAGUUCUUUGUAUCCUGGUUUUGUCAUGGGCGUUGAGAAGAGUUGCAAUGUGCUUUUACUAGAGGUUGAGCCAAGGCGAGAGAAGAGGUUGUGCGGUGAGGUUGAUAACGAUGUUCGGUUUUCGUUCUGUAAGCUAGCUUUUAGCGAUAGGAGGAAGUUGCUUGAGAUAGUGACGGGCCGUGUAGGUUUAACUCAACCUGAGCUAUCAAGUGGGAAGCUGUUUCGCUGUUCGAAAGACGAUGAAGCGAUGUUGUUGGAACGGAGAACAAUGCUGCUUAAGAUGCAUAAGUUUGGUGGGAACUGGAACCACAUGAAGCUUGAGGAUGGGUUGUGCUAUGAUCCAAAUCAGGUAGACAGUAAUGAGUUGUGGAAGAGUCUUGGUUAUGGAGACAUGGAAGAUGAGAAUCAGAUACAUGGCACACAAAGGAAAGGAUUUAGCAAGUAUUUCAAAAGUGGCAUCAAGCAUAUCCUGAGAAGGUCUAGUUCAAGUAGUACUUCAAAGAGCUCGUCUUCUUCGACGAGCAGUGGGAUUAAACGUUUGAAUCUCCAAAGCUUUCUUAGCUCUGGUGAUUUUGUAGGUCUUAGUGUCAAAGCUUCAAAGACUAAGCUUUCUUCUUACAAAGGUUGGCCAAACAUGCACGAAACACGUUUCGCGCUUUAUAAGCUACCGGUUAAGAAUCCGGUGAACAGUCAAGAGUACGCCGGUUUGUGGGGAGGAACAUUUGGUUGGCCGCCUGGGAAAUGUACUGAAGAGAAACCAGGAAAGGCUCUGUUUUUAGUGAUGCUCACUUAUGAAGAAUCUCAAGAUGAGAGUGAGAGACUUCUUAUAGGGACGAAAAUACUUGAAGGUACUCACUACGUGAUGCAUCCUAAUGGAUCAGCAAUGUUUGUUGUAAAGAUUGGUUCUCCUUCUUUUGAGCUCUUUCCUUUUGAUGAUACAAAUGGUGAAGAUUUCGAGCAUUCUUACGCAGGAGAAGGUAUUGCGAAAGGUUAUGGUUUCAGGUAUCCUGGUUACAAACCGGGUUCACUGUUUGUGACAUCUAAAGGUCUUCUCAUGUUUGUUUGGAAAGAAACUAGAGUUGUGUUGACAUUGCAAAGACUUGAUCUUGAAGAUCUUUUGAAGAAAGGUGUGUGUGUAUCUCCUUUGCCUCCAUGUCUGAAUUUUACUUACCUGACAAAAUCUCACACCAAUGUGUUUACACCGGGGAGAAGAACAUCAUAG